AUGCAUACCAGUCAACCAACAAACCGCCCAACGGACAACACCUCAAGCCACCGCCUGAUCAUUCCCGCCACCAACGAUUCCCUCCAUGUCCAUUUCCAAUUGACCUGUCAUGUCAUCUCUUUGACACACCCCCCUCCCCCCAACGUCCCACACCCCUUCUCUUGGCUUCAAUCUCUCUCAGCUCUUGUCUUCAUUUCGUCUACGGUCUACCCCAUCCACCAGCCCCAAGCUCGUUCGAUCCGAAGAGCCCAGACGCCGGUCUCCCGGUCUCUUGGACAGGGCCCUUGUCGUCCAAGAUUCUCCGUCGCGAACCGUUCGUUCACUCUUGGUCUUGGUGUUACACAGCAGCCAUCGUCGGUCGAUCUCGUCUUUGAUUGCCUGCGCAUUCUCCGUUUCCUCAAAAGCCUCGACUCUUAUCCGUGUCUUGCUCUUGCAGGCGUCCCGGAGAAAAGAACUCUCUUCCACGAGUUCUCGAGUCUCUUUAUCAAUUUGAUAUUUUCCGCUUUCGCAUCUCUGCAAGUCGUGCAUCACCGCGUGCGUGUUCCCCCCCUCGUGGACCAUGACGGCACUCCGGUGCUCCAGGCCCCUGUCCACGGGUCCCGCCCACCCCGGGGAGCGACUGGGAAAUUCCCCGGUUCACACCCCCUCGAACUGCUUCAGGCCUGCAGCAUCAUGCAGGAAGCCUGCAACCUGCAACCUGCAACCCCACCCCGCAAUCCUGCCUGCCCCCUUGGGCUGACCGUUGCCCCGGGCCGGGGACGGCCCGCUGAUUGCCCUGCCCUGUCAAGACUGACUGCUGACGUUGCUCCGUUGGACGCCAGCUUGGACGUUUGCGAUCUGCACCCCAUCGGCUCUCACCCCCCCGGCAUCUUGGAACCAACCCGCGCUGGGGCUAACUGGCCUGGCCUGUCAUCCAAGGCAAGGGGGCAACGGGGCUCUCUUUACCUGGCAGAUGAGAUGAGUCCCGAUUCAGCCCUCUAG
Sodiomyces alkalinus F11 is the source of this 981-nucleotide messenger RNA. RefSeq lists its product as hypothetical. The record is from RefSeq and is a predicted model, not a curated record. The transcript is spliced from 8 exons. NCBI's taxonomy places the organism in Eukaryota, Fungi, Ascomycota, Sordariomycetes, Glomerellales, Plectosphaerellaceae. The coding region runs from base 1 to 981 and encodes 326 amino acids.